This is a messenger RNA of Sus scrofa (pig), 3393 nucleotides long. It is a transcript of the gene MAFB, whose product is annotated as MAF bZIP transcription factor B. Gene Ontology annotation, molecular function: RNA polymerase II cis-regulatory region sequence-specific DNA binding; DNA-binding transcription factor activity, RNA polymerase II-specific. The record is from RefSeq and is a predicted model, not a curated record. NCBI's taxonomy places the organism in Eukaryota, Metazoa, Chordata, Mammalia, Artiodactyla, Suidae. Gene Ontology annotation, cellular component: nucleus. Gene Ontology annotation, biological process: regulation of transcription by RNA polymerase II; regulation of myeloid cell differentiation.
CAUCAGGGAGGCGAUAAAAGGCAGUGGCGGCGCCGGAUCCCGCACAGCUGCACCGCCGGGCUGCGAGCGGCUGCGAUCGAGAGAGACCAACAGCAAGAGAGCUAGAGAGCGAGCCGCGGGCGCUCGCCCGGCGCCUCCCCUCGGUUCAGCCCCCGCGUCCCGCUCGCUUCUCCACCCCUCCCAGGCCGUCCCGGCCCCGGCGCGGCCACAUCCCUGAGCUCUGGGGCGGCGCAGGCAGCCUCGGGACUCUCCGGCGCGCCGCCGCGUCCCCAGACAAAGGCUUGGCCGGCGGCCCCGGCCCGCUGAGCCCUCGGCUCCCCGCCUCCCGGGCUCGCCGCUCUUCGCCCCCGCUCCCGGCUCGGCGCGUCCCGGCCGGUCGCAAAGUUUCCCGGGCGGCAGCGGCGACUGCGCCUCGCGUGAGCGAUGGCCGCGGAGCUGAGCAUGGGGCCCGAGCUGCCCACCAGCCCGCUGGCCAUGGAGUACGUCAACGACUUCGACCUGCUCAAGUUCGACGUAAAGAAGGAGCCGCUGGGGCGCGCGGAGCGCCCGGGCCGGCCCUGCACGCGCCUGCAGCCAGCUGGCUCGGUGUCGUCUACACCUCUCAGCACGCCGUGCAGCUCGGUGCCCUCGUCGCCCAGCUUCAGCCCCACCGAACAGAAGACCCACCUCGAGGACCUGUACUGGAUGGCGAGCAACUACCAGCAGAUGAACCCCGAGGCGCUCAACCUGACGCCCGAAGACGCGGUGGAGGCGCUCAUCGGCUCGCACCCAGUGCCACAGCCGUUGCAGAGCUUCGACGGCUUCCGAGGCGCGCACCACCACCAUCACCACCACCACCCACACCCGCACCACGCUUACCCGGGCGCCGGUGUGGCCCACGACGAGCUGGGCCCGCACGCGCAUCCACACCAUCACCAUCAUCACCAAGCAUCGCCACCGCCGUCCAGCGCGGCCAGCCCCGCGCAGCAGCUGCCCACCAGCCAUCCCGGGCCUGGGCCGCACGCGGCGGCCACCGCGACGGCGGCUGGCGGUAGCGGCAGCGUGGAGGACCGCUUCUCUGACGACCAGCUCGUGUCCAUGUCCGUGCGCGAGCUGAACCGCCACCUGCGGGGCUUCACCAAGGACGAGGUGAUCCGCCUGAAGCAGAAGCGGCGGACCCUGAAGAACCGGGGCUACGCCCAGUCGUGCAGGUAUAAACGCGUCCAGCAGAAGCACCACCUGGAGAAUGAGAAGACACAGCUCAUUCAGCAGGUGGAGCAGCUUAAGCAGGAGGUGUCCCGGCUGGCCCGCGAAAGAGACGCCUACAAGGUCAAGUGUGAGAAACUCGCCAACUCCGGCUUCAGGGAGGCGGGCUCCACCAGCGACAGCCCCUCCUCUCCCGAGUUCUUUCUGUGAGUCGUGGCCGGUCCCGGCCCCCGCCCUUGCCCUGGCCCGGACUCCCCGUCCCGUGUCCCCAGCCCUGGACUCCCCCGGACCCUGUCCCUGCCACAGCCCCAGCCUUGACCUGUUUGACUUGAGGGAGAGGGAGGAAGGGCGCGCGGGACGCAGGCGACGGGAGGGCGCGCGGGCAGGCAGGGGACCUUGGCCAAGGCGAGAGCGGCGCGUGCCAGCGCCGCCUCCUAGACUCGAGCAGAGCCAGAGAGAGGCGAGGUGGUGGGAAGUCCCAGAGCAACUUUUCUCCAGGCUGGAGGGCGGCAAGGCAUAGUCGCGAGGAGUCGCCAAGGCCGUCUGGAGACUCCUGGCUUCCUGAACUUUGCGCGUUAAGGCUAGCCCAAUGCCUCGCGGUCCGGAGCCCGGUCCAGCCCAGCAAGAGAGCAGCGAAGAGAGGAGAGGAGAAGGGACCCUGGCGUCCCUGCAGACGCGAGGCGAGGCUGAGCGAAAGAAGGACAGAGGAGUCUGUCUGUCUAGGGUCCGGAGAACACUGGCUCUCAGCCUCUAGACGCGGGCCUCAGUUAGGACGUUCUGCGCGCAAAUCUCAUCAGUUUUAUUGCCUGCUCGAUUAUAUAGAAAAAAAUACGAAAAUCUGCAUUAAAAAUAUUAAUCCUGCAUGCUGGACAUGUAUGGUAAUAAUUUCUAUUUUGUACCAUUUUCUUGUUUAACUUUAGCAUGUUGUUGAUCAUGGAUCAUAACCCCCUUGUUUCUUUGAGUGAGAAGGGAUCGCAGUUCGGAAACUCCGGCGGCUGCUUGCCGGGUUUCAGUCUCUCGGCUGUCGGCUUGUAAAUACCCGCCCCGCCAAACCGCUUAGAGAACGUGGCAGCAAGCUGUCUUUGUUUGGGUUUAUUAUUAUGCUCCCCUUUUUUUGUAAGUAAAAAAGAAAACUUCUGGGUAUUUGCAUCAGAAAAAACAACUUCGUCUUGGGGCACCCUUGGAAGUUGUGUUUUCUCCCCUUUCAGUGCCCCCUUUCAGUGCUCUUUUUCUCCCGUUUUAGUUUUCAAUUUUGUGUUGAGAGAAGGAGGACAGAGGUCCCAGCUCCCGAGUACCAGGGUCUCGCAGCUGCAGAGUUUCAAACCCUGAAGGUCCGGGAGGGAGCAUCCUUGUGUCACCUGGUCUUAGGGCUAAAUUGACAUCCCCAUGAAGAAAGGAAAGGAAAACAGAUCUUGUUUACUUUUUAUUGCAACCGGAACACCCUACGGUCCCUAUGAAACCCUCCAGGCCUCCACUAAUUACUGGGGCUGAAAUAUUCUUAGGGUGAGUGUCUUCACCAGCCCAGACUGCCCAGCGGUGACCUGAACUUGUGUUGAACCAACCGCUGCAGUCAGAAAGAUGGAGAAACCCAAACUUUGGCAAGUAAUUUUGCAACUUUCAAGUGCGUUCUUUAGACCAAUAUGUUAUGUGCGUUUCUUUCCCUGCUUUUGAGAUAGCGGGCGAGUUAUUGGUGGUGUCCCCCCCCCCUUCAGUUGUAUAGUAGUUAUAGGGAAGAUCUGGGUGUUUUUCUUUAUUAUUACUUUUUUUUUUCCUGCAGGUCAGUAAAAGGAUUUAAGUUGCACUGACAAAAAUACCAAAAUGAAAGCGUAUUUUUUAGUUCUCAUUUGAAAUUUGCUGGCGCUGCUGGCCGGAUGCAUUUUUGAGUUUGUAUUAGUUGAUAAAUUAACAGUAAUAACAAGAUUGUAUGAUCCGCAUGGUGCUUGCAGUUUUAAAUAUUGUGGAUAUUCGUCCUGCAUCAGAAACGAGCUUUGGUUUUUACGGAUUCAACUGUGUUGAAAUCAAAUUUGCCGCAACAGAAAUUGUUUUUAUUUCCUGUAAAAUAAGGGAUCAAUUUCAAACCCUGCUUAUGAUAUGAAAACAUUAAAACCUAGUCUAUUGUAGUUUUAUUCAGACUGGUUUCUGUUUUUUGGUUAUUAAAAUGGUUUCCUAUUUUGCUUAUUAAAACCAUGGAAAUGGUGUUUAUUUAGA